This is a messenger RNA of Chelmon rostratus (copperband butterflyfish), 4340 nucleotides long. RefSeq names its product outer dense fiber protein 2-like. Gene Ontology annotation, cellular component: ciliary basal body; centrosome. The record is from RefSeq and is a predicted model, not a curated record. The coding region runs from base 57 to 2111 and encodes 684 amino acids. Gene Ontology annotation, biological process: negative regulation of cilium assembly. The transcript is spliced from 17 exons. NCBI's taxonomy places the organism in Eukaryota, Metazoa, Chordata, Actinopteri, Chaetodontiformes, Chaetodontidae.
UUCAGUUUGGAGUACGGUUGUUCACAAUCGAUACAAGGCGAAAGCUAGUAGGAGGUAUGUCUCCAGAGGAUGAACUCCAAAGUCCCCCCCUUGGUUUCAGCUCUACCAGGGACGAUGUAACACUGAGCUGUGGUGAUCUAGCUAGCCCUCAUGAGUUUGGGAGAUGGAGCAGAGCACGCAGCAGUCUCCACACAAGAACCCCAGAGACCGACAUCAGUCGCCCUGGAGACCUCGCCGAUGGAAAAAGUCCUUUCCUGAAAAUACUAACAGAUGCAGAAGCAGCUGCCAACUCUGCUGCCAUACAACUUGUGUCUUUUAAGGAUGCCAUGGAAGAUGAGUUUGCUGAUUCCAGACAGUCUGCCACUGAUAAGUGGCGAAUAACGAGGCAGAGAGGACUUUUGCUGGAGAAGUUGGAGGAUUUUAGACGAAUAAAUAAGUCUGUUCGGCAAAAACUGAAACAGCUCCAGAAUUCAGAGGCAGAUCGAAUUGGUGCCGACCACCAAAUUGACAUCUUAUUGAAGAAGAUCACACAGGCUGAGAGUGAAAAUGAGCAUUUAAAAAGAGAUUUGAGUGAGACCGAAAGGAGAGUUGAGGAACUGAUGGAUCAGCGGAGAGGAGAGCAAGAGAACAUAAAGAGUGCAGUCCUCAUGACCAAGUCUGUGGAGGCAACUCGCGCUCACCUGCAGGGGCAGUUACGCAACAAGGAAGCCGAAAACAAUCGUCUGACUCUACAGCUACGGACUUUGGAGAGAACAAUGAUCGAGCAAAAGAUGGAGAUUGAUGAUUUGAAAGGCUCCAUCACCUCUUUGUCUGAGAAGGCAGCACAGGACAAAGAAUCUCUCAAGAAAGCCACCCGAGCACAGAAAGCGAGAGCUGAGAGAUUCGAAGCCGCGAUUGAGAAGUGCUACGCACAAUUGAAGGAAAAGGACGCUCAGCUGGCCAACGCACGUUUAGACAGAGACUCCAGGAGACGUCAAAAGGAGCAGACAACGGACGAGACGGACAGACUUGUAGCUCAUGUAGAGUUGUUGAAAAGCCAAGUUGCAGACUUGACGGCGAGGCUGCAGAAAGAGAAGGUCGAGCUCGCUGCAGCGAAUGAAGCUGUGAUGCAACGUGCUGAAAAACUCAGUGCUGAAAAUGGAGACCUCAGCGUCAAUAAUGCAGCACUCAAGGCAUCUGUUGCUCAGUUGGAGCAGCAGCUGGCUGAUUGUGAGUCUGCCCUCGCAGAGGAGACGGUUGUGUCUCAGGAGAGGAAACAUCAAGCGGAACAGAGCCAAUAUCAGGUUGCAGAGCUUCAAGCUGAGAUUGAUGAUCUGAAGAUAAAAUAUGCAAAUGUUUUAAGAGAGGCAGAGAAGACACGAGAAGGAAAAAAUACAGAGGUUGACAAGGUGAGGCAGGAGCUGCAGGGGCGUUUGGAGGAACUGAAGCCUUACCCCGAGUUACUGAGCGCAGCUGAGCUGAGUCUCUUCGAGUGCCAGGAGAGCCUGCGACGCUCGGAGAGGAAGUGCUCAGAAAAGUCAGAGUCCAUUAGGCAACUGCAGGUUAAGAUGGAGAGUCAGACAAAAUUUCUGAAGUCAUCUGUGGAGAUGAAAGAGUCCAUUCAUGAGGCCAAUUUAGAGCUUCAAGACAAAGUGAAGUCUCUCCACAAGCAGAUGGACAAGCUGCAGCAGGAGAACCUGGAGCUAGUUCGGAGGCUUGCAGCUCAGGAGGAGGCCCUGAGCUACAGUAACCGGCAGCUGGAUCAGCGCUCGUCAGAGUGCCAGGCCCUCAGCCGGCAGCUGGAGGCAGCUCUAUCAGACGUCAGACAACAGGUCAAUAAGGUUAAAGACCAGACUGCAACCAGAGAGGAGGCCCUUCAGACCAAAAUCCUGGAGCUGGAAGCUGAGAGGAGCAGAAGGGACAAUGAGCUGAGGCUUCUUCGCCAGAGCAAGAUCACUGCAGAGAAACAGUUUGAGGUGCGUCUGAAGGACCUGCAGCUCAGCCUGGAUCAAUCAGAGAGCCACAAGCAAAGCAUUCAGAACUACGUUGAUUUUCUCAAAAACUCUUAUAAGACAAUGUUUGACGAGGGACUUCAAACAUCAAGUUUUGGAUCAUCAUAUUUUCUAAAAUAAUUAAGGGUUUAUAUUUUGGUAUGAUUUGUUUUUUUGUGUGUAGUAUUUAUAAGUUAUUUAAAAAGGAUAAUGAAACUUUUAAAGGAAGUAAAAGCUUAUUUUCGAUAGAUUUGGGCUAUCUUUAGAUAUUUACAUCUUCAUUUAGCUGACAAUCACGGACUUUGGUUUUCCCCCAGAUACCGGGGAAAUCUGCUGUUGCUGUGAAAGGUUUUGAUGCAUAUUUUUAGCUCAAGUCCCAAGACACCUUACACAAUAUUGCACAUAUGUAUGCAAAUAUUGGACUUGAACAUUUGGUGCUAUUGUGUCUUAUUCCACUGGGACGAGGAGCCAGUUGCAUACAUUUAGUUUAAGUGUAGUCUAGACUUUAUACUGAGUAAGAUUGUAUGAUGAAGACAAUCCUGGGCUUAAACAUCACUGAUCAACUUCUGUAUUCAGUUUUUAUUUAUAUUGCGCCAAAUCAUAACCAAAGUUGCUUCAUAACACUUUCCAUAUAGAGCAGGUGUAGAGCACACCCUUUAAUAUGCAGAGACCCAACAAUUCCCCCAUGAAAAAGCACGUGGCAACAGCGGCGAGGAAAAGCUUCCUUUUAACGGGCAGAACCAGGCCGUGGGUGGCGGCCAUCUGCAUCCACUGUUAAUGCAAGUAGCCACAAGUCCGCCUUCUAAGUUUAAGUUCAGACCGUCUUGUUAUGGCAGCAUGUUUGAUGAGUUGAGAGUUGGUGACAGACUCUCAUCUCUUCAACACCUUAAACAACGUAGCAGAUCUUUGGUUUGUUUGAGAGCUUUAAGAAAACAGCAAAUCUGUGUUGAAUUUUAAUCACCAAUACUUUUGAAUAUUAAUGAAUUCUUGAAGUCGUUUCUGUGAUUAUGUGGUUUCAGCUUCACAAAUGUAAGAAUUUGCUGCUUUUCUUUGUUUUUUAAUCACUUUAAAUUGAACACCUUUGGGUUUUGGACUGUUGAUUAGAUAAAACAAGCAAUCUGAAGAUGUCACAUUAAGUUCUUAGUACCUGUAAUUUCACUAUUUUCAUCAUCAUUGACUAAAACAAUUAAUCUAAAAAAAUAAAAUAAAAAGGGUCUCCAGAUGGAGAAAAGUAUUGUGCCACUAGGUGGAACUGUUAUAUUAGCCAUCAUUUUGCCUCUGUCUGAUUUUACCAACAAUGCAUUGUAUGCGUGGUCAUCAGUCUUAUAAAGUAAGACUAAGUCUAUCUUUGUGCAACUGGCUCCAGAUCAGGUUUUUUUUCCAUUGUUAGCAGCUGCACAUAUAUACACCUAAUUAUGAACGUAUCUGUUAACCAACACAGGUAGUGCUGAAAACCAAAACAUUAUGUGUUUACCUGUGGCAGAAAAAGACCGUUUUCCACGGUGCUCCUUCUGAACCUGAGACAUGCUCUAACUGUGCUCCUGUAAACCUGCUGACGCCGUCUGUUUUUGUAGUGAUCAUAAAACAAAACGUGUGAUGUAUAUUGAACGUGUUUGUGUUCUGAUCCUCAGCUGGACUGAGAUGAAUGAUGCUGGAAAUCAAUUGUUUUGCUGUCAGGUGUGAAGCCCAUGCCUUUAGGGUUGCAAACAUAAUUACUGAGAAACAUGCAACACUGGGAUUUUUCCAAACCACUUUAAAAUCUCUUGCUGGCGUGCUUUUGUAAUGGAAGUUUUUACACAGAGAACACAGGUCUCUGCUGCAGCACGAGUUACCUAAAAACUGUUCUGUACAUGGAUCUUCUUGUUCUGCUGCUGUUACUUGAGGUCCCGUACUGUAUCUAUGGUAAUAAACUACAUGAGUCCAGACCUGUGUCCAGGCUCUGAUGUGGCCCUGCUGUGGACGAAUCCCCCCUGAGUGAGCAGUGCUCCUCUCAAGUUCUCAGAGACAAAGCUCUAUUGUGCUCUCCGUCAGGGGAUGGAACCAUUUCAUCUCUGCGUGCGUCAGUACCCCUGUUUUUCCUUUGCUGUUGUUCUCGCUCUCUUGCUCUUGCCCGUUUACGUAAUUCUAUGCGCACUUUGGGAAUUUGCUUUGCUCUGCUGUUUGAUGGAAAGUAAGCUUACAUCUGAUUUCUGGCAGUUUGUUUGGCAUCACGUUUCAGCACCGUGAUGGACACACCCUGAGCUUAUGUCCUUGUUAGACUCAAAUGAGUGGAAUGGCCCAUUUGUCUCAUUAUUUGUUUUAUUUUGCUGGGCCAGUUAUCAAAAGCAGAUGCUUCACUGCUGCAUGGGGUCAGUAGGCUAACUGAUGUAA